This is a messenger RNA of Formica exsecta, 1114 nucleotides long. It is a transcript of the gene Grx3, whose product is annotated as glutaredoxin 3. Bases 40 to 726 code for a protein of 228 amino acids. The record is from RefSeq and is a predicted model, not a curated record. The transcript has 2 exons. Lineage: Eukaryota; Metazoa; Arthropoda; Insecta; Hymenoptera; Formicidae.
UAUCGCAGUAAAAACGGUCCACGAGAAAAGGGUGACGCGAUGACUGUCACCGAGCUGACCACCCAGCAAGAAUUCGACGACUUCGUCAAGUCCAAGGAACUUAGUGUCGUUCACUUUUACGCACCAUGGGCGCAGCAAUGUUCCCAAGUGAACGACGUACUCGACGAGAUGACUAAGCUGGAGCAAUAUAAGAAUGUCAAGGUUGCUAAAAUCGAAGCGGAGAACGUGCCCGAGGUGUCUCUAAAGUCUGGAGUAGCUGUCGUACCUACCAUCCUUUUAUUGAAGAAUAGCGAUAUCGUAGAUAGAGUGGAUGGUGCCAAUGCUCCCGCGUUGACAGAGAAAGUCAAACAUUAUUUGAAUAACAGCGAUGCUCCGUUGCUGGAUGUGGUCAAAACGAAGGAAUCCCUUGAGGACAGACUGAAGAAAUUGAUAAAUCAAGCGCCUUGCAUGCUCUUCAUGAAAGGAAACCCAGCUAAUCCACGAUGUGGUUUCUCUAGAACAAUUGUUUCCACCCUAGAUAAUUAUAAAACAGAUUAUAAGUCGUUUGAUAUAUUACAAGACAACGAUGUUAGGGAAGGACUUAAAAAAUUUAGUAAUUGGCCAACAUAUCCACAAUUGUAUCUAAAUGGAGAACUAAUCGGUGGAUUGGACAUUGUGAAAGAGAUGGAUGAGUCGGGCGAACUUGAAAGUAUGUUACCAAAGAAGGAUAGUGUGGAAACAAAGUGAAUUGAUAAAUAUAAUUGUAAAAAUAAAAAAGAGGAAAUACUUAAAUUAUCUCUCUAACUUAGUCCAUAUUAAUUAUGGAAAACAUCUUACAUAGAAGCAAAGGCUAUUUUCUGUAGGGAUCAUUUGUGAAAUGUGUUAUUAAAUAUAUUAUGUAUUUAUAAUGAUUUCGAAAUAACGGGUUUUUUAUUCACAAAUCGUCAGUUAAGUUUCAUGCUAAAAUAUAUCAUUAGAAACUUUACUGUAAAUAAUAAUUAUAAUUAAUAUCCCACUAUUAUCGAUAUAAUGUACAGAAAAAUUGGAUAAAAAAAUUUAUCAUUUAUAUAAAUUUUGCACAGAAGAAUUACAACAUAUCAUCGGAAUUACAAAUAAACAGUCUUUGUUUAUAUAA